AGUUUUCAUCUUAGAAAACGGCACGUGAUCCCUUCAGAGGAGGCCAUGAAGAGGACGCUUCGCUUAUGGGAUGGAGCACAAGGAAGCCACCAAAGAGCCACACGUCAGUGUCGGGACACUAUCCGUGGAGGAACUGUUGCUGAUCAUCAGGAUGUUUAGCUCUGUGUCACAGGGAGCUCUUCGCUCUAAAGAGUUAAGCAGAUGAUCUGGAACAAGCCUUUCAACUCAGCUGGCUCCAGUAUGCGCCUAGAAUGAUAAAAAUUGAAACGUCGCAGAAGAGCUUCUUUGAGGCAUGCCAAACCACAGUGAACAUAGUUCCUGGUGACUUGCUGAAAUUCCCACUGUCCCCAGGGCCAUUUCCGUCUCCUCCUGCAAAUCUGCAUCCUGCUCUACCUCCUACCACACAGUGGCCAGCCCAUCUGCUUCCCUCCCACUGACCUUAAAGAGAAACUUCCAGGGCCUCUGAGCACUCACCAAAAACCAUGUGGAGGCCUUCUUAGCAGUGGAAAUGGAAAGCCAUGGAGGUCCUCAGCAGAGAGGAGUCCAAAUGGUGGUGCUUUUCUGAAGUUGCUCAUCGAGACUUCUCAGCAUUGCUGCAGAGAGAAACAGGUGAGGCCGCUGGCCGUAGGACUUCCCACUCCGCAUGAAUGCUGCCAGACCGGGACCGGGACCUCACUCCUUCUGCCGCCUUGCACCGCGCGGGACUAGGCGACCCUUGCCGCGACUUCCUUCCCGAACCCCCUCGCAUCUCACCGCUGUCUGUCUGGAUUGACCCCUGAGGACUCCUGCCUCGCUUUCCCACCGUGAUCAUCAAUAUGUGUCAUGUCAUUGUCACCUGCCGCUCGAUGCUCUGGACCCUCCUGAGUAUCGUAGUGGCCUUUGCCGAGCUCGUCGCCUUCAUGAGCGCGGACUGGCUGAUCGGGAAAGCCAAGACCCGAGGCGCCGAGCCGGCGGGCACCGACUCGGAGCCCUACUACCUGGGCAUCCUCUGCAUGCGCGCCCCGGGCAUGCAGCAAGUCCCUCGGGACACACUGUGGGGGGCCUACGCCAAGAGCUUCGGGGACAUCGCCAGCGGCUUCUGGCAGGCUACUGCUAUUUUCCUGGCCGUGGGGAUCUUCAUUCUCUGCGUGGUGGCCUUGGUGUCCGUCUUCACCAUGUGCGUGCAAAGCAUCAUGAAGAAAAGCAUUUUCAACGUCUGCGGGCUCCUGCAGGGAAUCGCAGGUCUGUUCCUUCUCCUCGGCCUGAUUCUCUACCCCGCGGGCUGGGGCUGCCAGAAAGCCAUAGACUGUGGCCGGCAUGCAUCCCCCUACAAACCUGGAGACUGCUCCCUGGGUUGGGCCUUCUACACCGCCACUGGAGGCACGGUCCUCACGUUCAUCUGCGCCGUCUUCUCCGCACAAGCAGAAAUCGCCACCUCCAGUGACAAAGUACAGGAGGAAAUCGAAGAGGGGAAGAACCUGAUCUGCCUCCUUUAGUCCGGAAGACAAGAAUGCCGUUACCUUUCUUUAUGACUUGUGACACAGUGAAGAGCCAGUCUUGACCUACCAGAGCCACAUUCCACAGCCCCAGGCCUUCGUGGGACCCGUGAGGAGCAUCACCCACCAAGCAGAGUUCUUGGACCUGCAGGCUACAGUGCAAAUGACCAGAGCAGACAAAGACAUGGUUUAGCCCCUGACUGUGGAGUUCUGACACACUCUGUACCCCCAGGGCUCAAUGAAGGAUGGUGUUCUGACCCAGCAAGGCAGGCAGCAAUCUGCAGCCGCGGAGGAGAGGCCAGCCAGCCUCAGGGUGCUUUGAGGCAGGUCUCUAGCCCACAGCUAUGUGUCUGUGAACAUCUCGGAAUGCGGGCUGCAGGUGGGGUGGUAGUUUUCUUCCUAGUUCCUUCAAGUUGUUUCAGCUGGAGACUGGAAGGAAGAUUACAGACUUACUGAUGACGGGUUGUAUGCCAAAGGUCACAGCAAGAUACCGGGUUUUGCUUAGCAGAGCAGAGGGCUCAUCGGGGGCAGUGUAGAAUCCUGCUGUGGAACCACUCAAGCUUGAGUUCCAGGGCAAGAGGCAUCAAUGGAACUAUCCUCAGGAUUUGAGUGAAGACAGACAAUCAUCCCCUGGCAGUCGGGCAGAUGCCUUCCUGCUCCCCGCAGCCAGCCUGGUUCCUAAGCUGUCUCCUGUAGUUAGUUUGCUCCUGGGGCUGGGGUUGUGCUUGGCCGCCCAGGGGAACCUCGGUGUUCCCUCCUUCCGGGAUGGCAGCCUCCAGACCAGCUGUAGCGGUACACAGAUGUUCACAGAUGUUCACGGGGUGACCUUUCUGUUGGGCGGCUGCUGGAGAGUCAGCGGGUCCCAGUCCCAUUGGCAUUCUUCACAGAGCAGCGGGAGCUAAGCCCUGGCAGCUUCCAUAGCUUUUGGUGUUGAUCCUGAGAGCAGAUUGGGUGACGCCGAACCACUGCCACAGCCGACUUACAUCCAAUCCCAUCCCCAGGGAGGCACAGAAUAAGAAAAGCAAACGCAGGGCAGGACCAAGCUCAGCACACCUGCCUAAGUAUACUUACAAACCCCACCAAAUACCACUACUAAAAAGGACUCAGGGCUUUGAACCCAGUUUCCAUAAAUUAUCCAUGUAACCAAAGCAGCCAGAAAUACCAGAGCCUGGCAGUAUAUAAUAAACCUUGCAGAUAGGGACCUCUGUAGCAGUGUACGUGGAGUGCAGGGUCCAUCUGGUUUUAGAGCUAUGUUCCACUAAGGGCUUUGUCUUAAAAGGUGAUUAGUUAAGCACCUCCUACUGGCAAGUGUUUGCUAAGUCCAACCAGGUACACACCCUGCUUCAGAGUUUACAAGCUUGCCCCGUGAAUCACCCAAAGCUGUGUCAGUUUAGAACCCAGCCUUGGUUCAGAGCAACUGCCUUACACAGAGAUGGGCUAGGCCCAAUGGGGUCUAACUACAGUUUGUUUGCCCUUUGGCCUACACCAGAAACCAUCUUAUCUCCCAGGAAGAGAAAGGUUAGGGAAGAAGGGUGUUGAAUCAGUUCUUAAAUUCAGUUUUGAACCAGUGUUCAAAAUAAGCAAGGUCGAGAUCCUGUGACUUCUUUAGAAGAGAGAAGGGGGAGGCCCCUAAGCAACCCUAGGAAGACUCAGGAAACAGGAACAGAUCACUAAGUGCAUGGGCCGUCCAGCAUGUGGAAAAGGCUCUCGUCCUUCACUGUGUAUUUACCAUAUCCUAACCAAGUCCUUCUGCCUGCACAGUAACGUGUUUCCAACCUGGGCAAUACUUGGCAUGCAACAUAGUUUUGUUCAUAGGAAAACUGACAAGAAUACUUUUGUUUUCCUUGAACCAGAUUCAUUUUUAGGCAUUUUUUUUUUCAUACAAUCUUAGCUCGUUCUUCACCAACUAGUCCUAAGCUGGGGACCCUGUUCUUUGGGUAAGGUGGCAGUGGACUAGUUCAGCCUGCUAACAGUCACACAUGAAAACGUGACCUCUCUGCCAGAUUACUUAACAGUGUUUUUUUUUUUGUUUUUGUUUUUUACUAAUUUAAACAUUAGAGAAGAUCUCCCCUCCCCCAAAAAGGGGCACAAAUGAAAACUACCUAAGUGUUGACUUAGUGGAACAGAGAGAGAGGGAAGGGGAGUUCGACAUUUGAGACCUUCAAACCAACCUACAGACUUGUGCAGGGAAGAAGGGACCAUCCACAAUCACGCUAGUGGAAAAGGAAACUUUUCUUAUGCCUCGUCAAACCCACCUGUUGGCCUAUACCCAUUUUUCUAGCAAUAGGACCAUCACUACUACAGGAAAAGUCUUACUUUGACUGCAGAAAUACUUGGAGUCUGUGGAUUCUUUAAACCUGUGUGGUAAUUCAACAACAUUACAUGAACUGUGGAAGGGUUUCUGUAGAGUUCUGAAGCAUCUGUGGUGUAAUCAGUGGUCUUUGUUAAACAUGUAUUCUGUAAAGUGCCAUAGUCUUUAUGUGUAGCAUAUUUAAAUAUAUAUCCCACAUACACAAGUUUGUCUGAAAGAUGUGCAAUAACAAAGGUGUAUGUAUGUUUUGUUUGGGGAAACUGGACACGCUUCAAAACAAGGAUGUUUCUGUUUUGCAAAGGAGAGUUAGACAUAUUUGCCUUCAUGGCUAGUCAUUAGUCCAUAACAAUUUUAAUGCUACACAAACCUUAUGUGAAGAAAAGACUGGUAUAAAGUCAGUUUUCCUGGGUCUAAAUGGAAGUGAUCACUAUUAUUUAUGGGAGACUCAAUCCAGCGGGCCAGGCCCAGUCAAUGCUAGUCUUUCGUGUGAAAUGUGAAGCUGCCAUGUUGCCUUUUCUCUUAGCCUGAUAACUAGUAGCUGGUAGAGACUGAAGAGCUAUUCUUCAGGAGCUUUUGCAGACUGUGUUAACGCUAGGCCACUGUACUAAGGGCUGGUCUCCCACUUUCUUAGCCAUAAGAGUCUGGCUUAGGACAGACCGUUCUGUGCAAUAAUGUGUGGCUGCUGGGAAUCCCGGGCCUGCAUUUGUGUUUAGGGGAGCAAAGACUCCCAAGGCCAAAGGAAUUCAAGGGAUGAGUGGGACUUCUGAGGCCGUGGGGAGCCUCCUUCGACAGCCGAGGGGUUCCUGCGCUGCUGUGAAGGACCCCGGCGCCACUCGAUGUUCAGUAGCCAUUUGAGCCAAAUACAGAGCUGUACUUCGAGCUGAUGGACUCGACUGGAGCCUUCCUAUGUGUGGUCGGCCUGUUAUACUGUAAACCAAUGCACUGUGUGUCUGGCAUUGGUUAGCAUUCUGUACAUAGGAUUUUCACAGUGUGCUCCCUCUCUGCUUGAGAUCUGAAUUAAAUCAGAUUUUGCAAACUCAA
Peromyscus leucopus (white-footed mouse) is the source of this 4827-nucleotide messenger RNA. It is a transcript of the gene Lhfpl2, whose product is annotated as LHFPL tetraspan subfamily member 2. Gene Ontology annotation, cellular component: membrane. Bases 816 to 1475 code for a protein of 219 amino acids. Lineage: Eukaryota; Metazoa; Chordata; Mammalia; Rodentia; Cricetidae. The record is from RefSeq and is a predicted model, not a curated record. The transcript is spliced from 4 exons.